AUGGAAAACGUAAGUCACCAGACAAGCCUACAAAUGCAUCGCUCUUUCGAUAGUUCAUCUGAUACUAACAACCAGAAACGUCAGUUCCAAAGACGUGACAACCGGUCCAAUGAUAGGGGCGAUAGACCCAGAAAUGACAGAAACAGAAACGACAAGGACAGACGGGGCAACAACAAUAAACAGGACCGCCCAAAGAAAGAGGCCAUUCUUGACUUGCAGAAAUACUAUGGACAACAAGUUCAGGUCAAGUUUAUCGGCGGUAGAUAUGUUGUUGGAGUGUUGAAGGGAUUCGAUCAGUUGAUGAACUUGGUUCUUGAAGAUGUAGUUGAGACAUUGAGAGACCCCGAAGAUGAGUCUAUGUUGACAGAGCAAACAAGAGAGUUGGGCACUGUGAUUGUGCGUGGGCCACAGAUGUUGACCCUUUCGCCAUUGCAUGGAACGGAGAGCAUUUCCAACCCAUUUGCUGCUCCACAGGAGUAG
Molecule: messenger RNA, 480 nt
Organism: Australozyma saopauloensis
Lineage: Eukaryota; Fungi; Ascomycota; Pichiomycetes; Serinales; Metschnikowiaceae
Product: Sm-like protein
Exons: 1
Coding region: 1-480 (159 amino acids)
Biological process (GO): mRNA splicing, via spliceosome; nuclear-transcribed mRNA catabolic process
Cellular component (GO): Lsm1-7-Pat1 complex; catalytic step 2 spliceosome; U12-type spliceosomal complex
Molecular function (GO): RNA binding
Source: RefSeq, a predicted model, not a curated record